This is a messenger RNA of Mytilus trossulus (common blue mussel), 816 nucleotides long. Its product is annotated as killer cell lectin-like receptor subfamily B member 1B allele C. Gene Ontology annotation, biological process: regulation of natural killer cell mediated cytotoxicity. Lineage: Eukaryota; Metazoa; Mollusca; Bivalvia; Mytilida; Mytilidae. Gene Ontology annotation, cellular component: plasma membrane; cell surface. Bases 304 to 816 code for a protein of 170 amino acids. The record is from RefSeq and is a predicted model, not a curated record. Gene Ontology annotation, molecular function: signaling receptor activity. The transcript has 6 exons.
UUCACGUUAAAAUAUUUCCCGCUACUUUUUACAGGAUUGACAUGUUACAGCUGCGAAGAUGUUUCAGUCCCCGGACUAUGUAAUGAAGCUAUACGAUGUAAUCUGACUCAGAAGUGGUGUGUUACAGCCGAAAACAUUAAUGACCUUUUUCAGUUUUCCUAUAAGUUAGGAUGCGCUGGUAGUGAGUUUUGCGAUGGAAGUGACAAAGGUAGACGAAAGACAUUAAGAAAAAAACGGUCCCUGGGUUACAUAUGUUGUCAUGGUGAUCUGUGCAAUAAUGGAAUCCCCCAAACGACCAGUUCUAUGUCUAAAACAUCCACAACAACCACAAAAGCUACAGACAAUGUAGAAAUCAGUUCGGAUUCCUCAACGGCCGCAACUUGGACAGAAACGAUUAAAACAACUUCUAUGACAACUACAAACAACCACACAACUGCUAAGCCAUAUUCUGGAAGAGAUUUUCAUCGAUGGAGGGACCAUUGCUAUUUUCUGUCAAGAUUUACAUAUCCAUGGGUGACAGGCCCAAGGAGGAAAUUUAAUCCCUGUCAAAGUAGGCAUAUGAAAAUAUCGGAAAUACAAAACAUUUAUGAGCGCCAUGCCAUCGUACAUUUCCUUCGACAUUAUAAUGAAUCAGUCUGGCUCGGUGCAACUCACAGGGGUGGCUGGUUUUGGUUAAAUGGAGAGAAGAUCACACAAGGCCAUUUCGCGGCAGUAGAUUCGCAUUCGGAUGGCAAAUGUCUGGUUCUGAAAGGAAAUCAUUAUAUGGGAGAAGACUGUGAUCGCCACUUUGCUCAUUUGUGUAAAAAGCAAAUAUAA